Molecule: messenger RNA, 856 nt
Organism: Alosa alosa (allis shad)
Lineage: Eukaryota; Metazoa; Chordata; Actinopteri; Clupeiformes; Clupeidae
Product: vegetative cell wall protein gp1-like
Exons: 8
Coding region: 392-856 (154 amino acids)
Source: RefSeq, a predicted model, not a curated record
UUGCUGAAAUAGCAUUGAAGCGGAGUGAAACGAAACUGGGAAGUCUGUGGCUUGUGAACAUGCUGAACAUAUGAAAAUUAGUUCUUCUCCCUUCUCUUCAGUCAGAAGGACUUAAACUCAGCUCAGGCACUCCCUACAGAGAACUGGACUGGCUUGUCUGACCACUCUACCAUAAAGGCAUUCUCUCUAUUCACUCUACCAUAAAGACAUACAGAUAUCAACACACCUCAACCUCCUGUGACUGAACAUCCAGUUCUCUACAUAGAGUGUCUCAACUUCAAGGACAUGGACAUGGAUUCCAGUAGAAGAAGCGACUGGAAAUCAAAACUAGGGAGCUGCAGGUCAGAGGAGGGCUCUGAGACCUGAGUCAGCACUACACAGCUGUGUAACCAUGGAGACCAACGAGGACAUGGAUAAUACUGUUAGCAUGAAAUCAACACAGACCAAGGCAGGACCACAGACACACAGACCUCCAUCUCCAGUGCCCAGCUGUGUGUCCAUGAGGAGUGAUAAGUCCAUGUCUGAUCCUCUUAACUUCAGCAGUGGACCAGUCACAUUAGGACUAAAACCACAGACACACAGACCUCCAUCUCCAGUGCCCAGCUGUGUGUCCAUGAAGAGUGAUAAGUCCAUGUCUGAUCCUCUUAACUUCAGCAGUGGACCAGUCCCAAUAGGACUAAAACCACAGACACACAGACCUCCAUCUCCAGUGCCCAGCUGUGUGUCCAUGAGGAGUGAUAAGUCCAUGUCUGAUCCUCCUAACUUCAGCAGUGGACCAGUCCCAUCAGGACUAAAACCACAGACACACAGACCUCCAUCUCCAGUGUUUCAGUUGUGUGUCCAUGAGGGAGGAUAA